This is a messenger RNA of Carlito syrichta (Philippine tarsier), 719 nucleotides long. Its product is annotated as coordinator of PRMT5 and differentiation stimulator. Gene Ontology annotation, molecular function: histone binding. The record is from RefSeq and is a predicted model, not a curated record. The coding region runs from base 53 to 454 and encodes 133 amino acids. Lineage: Eukaryota; Metazoa; Chordata; Mammalia; Primates; Tarsiidae. The transcript has 3 exons. Gene Ontology annotation, cellular component: nucleus.
UGGCUUUGCCACAGCUGACCACCCUGGUCAGGAGACAGAGACUAAGAAGGCCAUGGAUCGACGAGCCAGUGGAGCACAGAGCAUCCCUACCGACAGUCCCACCAAUGGCGAGGACGUCCAUGCUGGAGAGGAAGGUUUUACUGUGGAUGAUGAGGAUUCUGAUGGAGAGGUGAAUACCUGGGAGCUGUCAGAAGGGACAGACUGUCCAUCCAAGGAACAGACUGGCGAUCUUUUUCAUGAGGACUGGGACUUGGAGUUGAAAGCAGACCAAGGGAAUCCAUACGAUGCUGACGAUAUCCAGGAGAGCAUUUCUCAAGAGAUCAGACCCUGGGUGUGCUGUGCCGCACAAGGAGACAUGAUCUAUGACCCCAGUUGGCACCAUCCUCCUCCACUGAUACCCCAUUAUUCCAAGAUGGUUUUUGAAACGGGACAGUUUGAUGACGCUGAAGAUUGAGUGUGGUGCUUUCAGCCUCUGGGUGGGUGGCCCCUCCAGGCCAAGGUCUCUUUUCCUGUCUUUGAGGUGAGAUGUCAUACCUGAGAACGUGUUCCCAGGGAUCCCUGAGUCUGGGGUACACAGACUGAUGUUUGAUAUGGCCCUGCUGUACUCCCAGUUCUGUCCUUUGUUGUUUUUAAUGGGUUCCUCCUUGGAACAUGUGAGUGUUCUUGUCUGUGUCAAGAGGAGUUGUGUUCUUUAUAAAUAAAGGUAGAAAAAUAAAUCA